This is a messenger RNA of Ilex paraguariensis (yerba mate), 2379 nucleotides long. The record is from the annotation of a GenBank genome assembly. Lineage: Eukaryota; Viridiplantae; Streptophyta; Magnoliopsida; Aquifoliales; Aquifoliaceae.
GUCUUACUUCCUUUUCUGCUUCUUCCUUAAUAUCCCUUUUAGACCCUCUUUCCCAGAGCAAGUAAAUCCAAGUAUUUGAUUCUUUUCUAAUCAAAAUUCCUCCUUUUCAUCUUUAUGUGAAAGAAAGAGCAGAUGAUGAUGAAACAAGCCUAAAGUUAAUUAAUUUGAUACUUGUUUUACUGUCCUUGCUAUAUAUAUGCCCUAUAUAUAGUCUCUCUGGAUAUCUGAAUAUAACGAUUCACACAGAGAGAGAGAGGUGGGCAAUAGAGUGAGGUAUGUGUGGUAAGAAGGAAGAAGAACAAGGAGAGUGUUCACAGAGUUUACAAAACAUUCAAAGCUUCCAAGAACAAUUACUUCUUCAACAACAUCAUCAACAGAUGCAACAACAAAACAGUGAUCCAUUUAUAGGUGGUGGUGGUGGUGGAGGAAGGUCAGGAUUGAUCUUCCCAGAAGUCUCUCCAAUCCUACCAUGGACUCUUCCUCCGGUUCACAGCUUCAACCCGGUCCACUACCCAACCAACCCGGUCCGUGAUCAUGACCCAUUUCUUCUUCCUCCACCACCACCAUCGUAUGGAGGUUUAUUCAACAGAAGGCCAUCUGGUCUACAAUUUGGAUAUGAAGGUCCAUCAUCAGACCACCUCAGACUCAUGUCCGACACAUUUGGUCAGGUGGUUCAACCCGGUUCAGCUCCUUUUGGUCUCCAAGCUGAGUUGCAGAAGAUGACUGCUCAGGAGAUCAUGGAUGCCAAGGCUCUUGCUGCUUCCAAGAGCCACAGUGAAGCUGAAAGGAGACGAAGAGAGAGAAUCAACAACCAUCUUGCCAGGUUGCGUAGUUUACUACCCAGCACCACCAAAACGGACAAAGCUUCAUUGCUGGCUGAAGUGAUCCAACAUGUUAAGGAGCUUAAGCGUCAGACUUCAUUGAUAGCUGAAUCAAGUCCAAUCCCGACUGAGAUGGACGAGUUAACAGUCGAUAAUGCAUCUGAUGAAGAUGGUAAGUUUGUGAUCAAAGCCUCAUUGUGCUGUGAAGACAGGUCAGAUCUCUUGCCUGACCUAAUCAAGACCUUGAAAGCCUUAAAAUUAAGAACCCUAAAAUCUGAGAUCACUACACUAGGUGGGCGUGUUAAGAAUGUGUUAUUCAUCACUGGGGACGAAGAUUCGAACAGCGAGGAUCAACAACAGCAGCAGCAGCAGCAACAACAAUACUCCAUAAGUUCAAUACAAGAAGCACUUAAAGCAGUCAUGGAGAAAACCAAUGGUGAUGAGUCUUCUUCCGGGAGUGUUAAGAGACAAAGAACUAAUAUCAAUAUCCUUGAGCAAAGAUCUCUUUAACUUAGAAAGACCCAACUUUUUCUAAAUAAUGUUCUUUUCGGGUGUGCUUUUUUUGGGGGUGUUUUUGUUUUUACUAUUUAGGAACUAUAAUAUUGUGGUGUCCUUUAUAUAUUUAUCAUGACUUACUGGGGAAAGAGGGAGAGGCGAUGAGAGAGAGAGUGGAUUGUUUGUUGUGGGGAACUUGGGGUUCCAAUCUUCUCGUGCUUCGUUUGUAUGUGCAUAAUGCUGGUUAGAGAGAGAGAGAGAGAGAGAGUUGGUUUGUUGGGGGAAAAAAGAGUGAAGGAUCUUUUUCGUGGGGAGAGAAACCUUAUAUCAAAACCUAACAUAGAAUUGGGGACUUUCGAUUGCUUUUCUUGAACCGGUUUGGACGCAAACAUGCAGUUUGGGUUUGUUUUCUAGUGAUUGUACCCUUCAAAUGUCUCUAUCUCUCAUCAGACUCUGGCAUUAGAAUCAUAAGAAUGGUGAAGAUAUUCUACUUCCACCUCGACAACCAUCACCAUCUCCUUCUAAUCCGUACAGUUUGCUGUUUCUGUUCAGGCUUCCAGCUCUGGUGUCCCACAAAUAAAGAAAAAAAAAACCCAACCCUAAAGUGGCAUGCAGGUUUCAGAGUCACGAGAGCUUGUGAUGGACUGUUUGUGGGAAGCUUGUAUAAUGUAUAUAUUACUUCAUAUCUUUGUUUUUCUUCUAUUUCUGGUCUCUUUCUCUCACUUUUUUUGGUUUCUUUUUUUCCAUGUUUUUGCUUGUCUGGUUUCUUGGUGUAAUGGGUUUAUUUCAUGAAGGGUAUGCUCUAUAUCCUCUGGUUGAGGGUUUGCUAAAUCAAAUAUUAUCCAAGUAUUAAUUCACUUGUCAUGGAAGCCUGAAUUGUCUACUGUAUUCCUAGUAGAAGAAAUUCAUCUGCAUGCAUAUCUGCAUGAGUAUGUGUUAUGCUGUUAUAUUAAAACAGUGACAUUCUUUUGAUUUUGAUGUCAGUGCACCUAGUCUUUCGAAUUGUAAGAAUUGUAAGAAAUGCGAUUUAUAUUAUUUGGAUCUAAAAAUUUGACUUAUUUUG